Macadamia integrifolia is the source of this 725-nucleotide messenger RNA. RefSeq lists its product as uncharacterized. The transcript has a single exon. Bases 321 to 515 code for a protein of 64 amino acids. The record is from RefSeq and is a predicted model, not a curated record. Lineage: Eukaryota; Viridiplantae; Streptophyta; Magnoliopsida; Proteales; Proteaceae.
GAAGUAAAAAUGUAAAAGAAAAUACCAAAAGGUCGCAGCAAUCUGUGGUCUCUUCUUAUAAUAUAUCAAAGCGGCCGGCUUAGGUAUAGAAAGUAUCAAUUCCCAGUUGCGACUUUGGUCUUCGUGUUUUCAGCUAUAUCUAUAUCUCUAUAUAUAUAUAUAUAUAUAUAUAUAAUAUCGACAAAAAACGGGGUCUCACUCUUAUCCGAAGUAGGAGAUUGUGAUUUGUGAUAGAAUAAAAAGGAGAUAGUCAAGAUCAAGAAGACACCUACCGGACUCAAUUCGAGAGAGAGAGGGUUUAAGAAGAGGAUUUUUCAGAGAUGAUUUUGGUGGCGAUUGUGGCGGAGCUACUGGAGGAGUACACGAUGCUUCUUGCUAGGGUUUUGGAACAUCUCUUCCACGAAGCUCCUUUUCCAAGGCGGAUGCGCUUCCUCAUUCUCAGUAAUCUUCCAUUUGCUUCUGCUACCACUACCACUACCACUACCACUCCAAGGAUGAUUCGAGCCGCACCUUAAACCCCGUCCUUGUAUCACUCUGGUUGGAUGGGGGAGGUUUCCCUUUUCUUCUUUUUUUUUUUUUCCAAUCUUUUCUUUCUUGUUUCUCUUUCCCCCUUUUUCUUUUGAUUUUUGAUCUAGAUUGUUACUUUGUAAAUGGAGAGUAGUAUGUAAAUAUUGUUUGACCUGGAGAUCACCUUCAUUCAAUAUAUUUUGGCUUUUACGGAUCAA